This is a messenger RNA of Pyricularia pennisetigena, 3801 nucleotides long. RefSeq lists its product as uncharacterized. The record is from RefSeq and is a predicted model, not a curated record. The coding region runs from base 1 to 3801 and encodes 1266 amino acids. The transcript is spliced from 3 exons. Gene Ontology annotation, molecular function: chitin binding. Lineage: Eukaryota; Fungi; Ascomycota; Sordariomycetes; Magnaporthales; Pyriculariaceae.
AUGAUGCGCCUGGCUCUCCUCCUAACCGCGGCGGCCUCGCUCGCGUCGGCCAACAUCAACUUCACAUGGGUUCAGCCAACUUGCAGCCCCACCGACACCUACAACAAAUGUCUCCGCGGCCAGCACUGCGUCGACACAAAAUGCUAUGCCGACGUCGCGAUGCCGCCCGACCACAACUGGAAUCAUGAGGCACUGGAGAAGAGGGAGUACAUGGCGGCCGGCUUCAGGCUGGCGCCGGCACACGCGAAGUAUCGCCUCGGCAAGAGACAGGGCGUCGUCACCACCGACGGCUCUUGCGGAACCCAACACGGCGGCAAGGUUUGUGGCAACUGGGCCAGUGGUUCUUGUGAGUCGGAUGCUCUUUGGGGACCUUUUGGUCGUUUGGUGGCAAAGUACGGCUGGCUAAGUAGAUUGUUAGGCUGUUCCAGGUAUGGAUAUUGCGGAAAGACCAAUGCCUACUGCGGUGAUGGCUGCCAGAGCGGGCCCUGCCUCUCCAAGUCUUCUACCACUUCCAGGUCUUCGACCAGCUCCAGGUCUUCUACUUCUUCGAGCUCUUCGGCCCAGGCCACGUCUUCCAGCCUCUCGGUCCGCACUACGUCUUCGAGCUCAACCGCCUCCUCGAGGGCUUCCAGCACCGUCAGCACCGUCUCGGCUGUGCAGACGGGCGUGGAGUCAAAGGAUGGAAGCUGCGGCAGGCAGUUCGGCAACACCAUCUGCGGCAGCUGGAAGGACGGCAACUGUUGCUCUGCAUGGGGCUACUGUGGCAGAACAGCAGUUUACUGCGGCGACGGCUGUCAGAGCGGCGAUUGUCUGAAAGCCCAGUCCGCCUCGUCCUCGGUCGGCACGUCGACUUUGUCGACAUCCACUCAUUCUUCUUCGUCAGCUUCGUCCAACUCGUUGGCUGGCACUUCAUCCUCAACUGGUACUUCAUCGGCAACUUCGUCCAGCUCUUCGUCCUCGUCGUCGUUGUCGUCGUCUACAUCUGCGGCCAACCAGCCUGGCAACACAGAAGUCCCAGUACCUCAAAAGGUGACUGUCAACGGAAGAUGUGGUGCCGCGUUCGACGGGACUGUCUGUGGCAACUGGCCGCAGGGCAGCUGCUGCUCCCCCUAUGGGUACUGCGGAAAUUCGGCUGCUCACUGCGGUGAUGGCUGCCAAAGUGGAAACUGCCUCAAUCCACCUGCUGGACAAAGCUCGUCUAUGGUCAACACCGUCAGUGUCACUGCCGCGACCAGCGGCACUUCUACAAGCAGCAGUAUUUCUACCAGCAGCAGCACAUCGUCUGGCAGCAGUACGUCGCCUAGCAGCGCUUCAUCUUCAAGUAAUGCCUCUCCUCCCACAAGUGGCACUUCUAUCAGCAGUGGUACCUCUACUAGCAGCGGUACUUCUACUGUCGGUGCCGCUUCAAUUGCCAGUGGUACUUCCACCAGCAGUGGUACUUCCACCAGCAGUGGUACUUCCACCAGCAGUGGUACUUCCACCAGCAGUGGUACCUCUACUAGCAGCGGUGCUUCUACUGUUGGUGCCGCUUCAAUUGCCAGUGGUACUUCUACUAGCAGCGGCAUUUCUAGCAGUAGUGGCACUUCCACCAGCAGUGGCACUUCCACCAGCAGCGCAGCUUCUACUCCAGUCGUCAAAGUAACUGUUGAUGGCUCCUGUGGCAAGCAGAAUGGCGGUACUAUUUGUGGUAAUUGGAAGGAUGGAAGCUGCUGUUCCGUAUACGGAUACUGCGGCUCUGACGCGGCAUACUGCGGUGAUGGCUGUCAGAGUGGAAACUGCAUUAACCCGCCUGUUGCGUCUUCUUCAUUGGUAUCCAGCAGCGUUAGCGUCGCCAGCGCUGGUAGCACCAGUAGCACUGGUAUUUCUAUUCAAUCCAUGAACACUACCAGCACAAGCAUCUCUGCUUCAUCGUCGACAUCCAUGAGCAGCUCCCAGGCUACUACAUUGGUGACCUCGACUUCAUCCACCUCAUCUCAAACUUCCAGCAGUAGCACCAGCAGCACCGUCUCAUCCACACCGUCUCCUACCCUGCGGGUCACCAAAGACGGUUCGUGCGGUGCUCAGUACGGCAAUACAAUCUGUGGAAACUGGCCUGACGGCAACUGCUGCUCCAUGUAUGGAUAUUGCGGUCGCCAAACGGCCCAUUGUGGAGACGGUUGCCAGAGCGGUAACUGCACAGGACCUCCUAGAGCCCCCGGACCCAAGCCUGCGCCUGCGAAUCCCAAUCCUGGUUCGUUUGCAGUCGUAGGUCAGUCAGGUGUUCCUGCUAUGCAUGCUGGUCUGCUGCCCAACGGGAAGGUCUUCUUCUUGGACAAGGUGGAGACUUUUACCCAGCUAAAGCUGCCAAACGACGACUGGGCCUACUCUUCCGAGUACGAUCCCGAGACAAACACGGCCGUGCCGCUGUCCUACAAGACCAAUGCCUUCUGCUCUGGUGGUGCGCCUCUCGCCGAUGGUCGCUUCAUAUCGAUUGGUGGCAACGCGCCGCUGUCUUGGCUGGCAGCGGACGUAGGUGAUGGUUUCCAUGGCAUUCGCUACCUGAACCGCCAGUUGCACAACUCGUCAAUGGACGGCCAAGGCUGGGACGAGCCGGGGAACCAGUUGUCAUCUCCUCGCUGGUACCCCAGCGCCCAGACCCUGGGCGACGGUCGGGUCUUUGUCGCUUCCGGCAGCUUGAACGGUCUUGCUCCGGAGAACAGGGUCAACAACAACCCAACGUACGAGAUGCUUGAUCGUAACGGAGUCUCGUCUGGUCAGUCGAUCAACAUGGACAUCCUUGUCAAGGCUCAGCCCUACUACAUGUACCCGUUCAUUCAUCUCAUGAAUGAUGGCAAUCUAUUCGUUUUUGUCGCCAAGACGUCGCAAAUCUUCAAUGUCGGAAACGGUGUCGACACGGGCACCAUCGUCAAGGAGCUGCCAGAGCUGUCGGGCGACUAUCGCACGUACCCCAACACAGGCGGCUCCGUCAUGCUGCCACUUUCCAAGGCCAACGGCUACGCGCCCGACAUCUUGAUCUGCGGAGGCGGUCCUUACCAGGACGUUACCGCACCGACUGAGGCGUCGUGCGGCCGCAUCAAGCCAAUGGACCCGAACCCCCAAUGGGAGCUCGACUCCAUGCCCGACGGCCGUGUCAUGGUUGAGGGUGUGCUCAUGCUUGAUGGCACCGUGUUCCUGGUCAACGGCGCUCACCAGGGAGCCCAGGGUUUUGGCGUGGCCGACAAGCCCGCCUUCACCUCGCUCAUCUACGACCCCGCGCAGCCCCUGGGCAAGCGUUUCACGACUGCUGCGACGACCACCAUCCCGCGCAUGUACCACUCGGUGGCGCUGAUGCUCGAGGACGGUACGAUCCUCGUCACGGGCAGCAACCCAGUCGAGCAGCCGAUCCUGGAGGUGAGCAAGGAGACGCCAUACGCGACCGAGUUCCGCGUCGAGCGCUACACGCCGCCCUACCUGAGCAACGGGAGGCAGUACCUGAGGCCGCUCAACAUGACGCUGUCCGGCACCACCAUGAAACCCGGCCCCGAGGGCAGCAGCACCCUCAACGUGCGCUUCGGCCUCCCCAGCAAGACAGUCAAGGACGUCAAGAUUGCGCUGUACAACAACGGCUACGUCACCCACAGCGUGCACAUGGGGCACCGCAUGGCGUACCUUGAGCACACUGGCUUCACCCCUGGCAUGACGGCUCAGAACCUCGUCGCCCAGGCCCCGCCGUCCAACAACGUCACGCCCCCGGGCUAUUACAUCCUCUUUGUGAUCGCCGAUGGUGUGCCGAGCGUCGGCCAGCAGAUUCUGAUCCAAUAG